This is a messenger RNA of Strongylus vulgaris, 558 nucleotides long. NCBI's taxonomy places the organism in Eukaryota, Metazoa, Nematoda, Chromadorea, Rhabditida, Strongylidae. The record is from the annotation of a GenBank genome assembly.
AUGACAUCUUAUCCAGGAUGCGAUAACUGUCGGUCUGGUAAUCUAGAAAAUUUACGAGAAAUAAUGGCGAGCAUGAAUAUUACAACUGAGGAGAAAGCUCCGAUCGUUCCAGUUUCUGCUUACGACGAUGAACAGCUGGUUGCUUCGGACAAAGUUGCACUAAUUAUAAGUAACUGCAUGUACCUUCAUCUCCCGAAGUUGGUAACACCUCACUGCGAUGCAGAAACGUUAGCGACAGCUCUGCAAGACCUCAAAUACAAAACUGUCACACUAGCGGAUCUCACGUUGGCCGAAAUGAAAUUUGUGCUUAAAGAAUACAAGAAACUCCUAGGAAAUGGAGUUUAUGCGGUUUUUUAUUUUGUUGGCCACGGUUUUGAAGUGAACGGACAGUGCUACCUCUUACCAGUAGAGGCUCCCUCAGAGGCACACAGACCAGAACAUUGUCUCUCCAUGGAUUUUGUUCUAAACGAGCUGAGUGAUCACAAUCCUGCGCUAAACCUGUUGUUGCUCGAUGUCUGCAGAAAAUUCAUCCCGUAUGUUGCAGAUAACACAAUAUGA